This is a messenger RNA of Epinephelus lanceolatus (giant grouper), 4361 nucleotides long. It is a transcript of the gene atp2a2a, whose product is annotated as ATPase sarcoplasmic/endoplasmic reticulum Ca2+ transporting 2a. Gene Ontology annotation, biological process: calcium ion transport. Gene Ontology annotation, molecular function: ATP binding; P-type calcium transporter activity; ATP hydrolysis activity. The record is from RefSeq and is a predicted model, not a curated record. Gene Ontology annotation, cellular component: membrane. NCBI's taxonomy places the organism in Eukaryota, Metazoa, Chordata, Actinopteri, Perciformes, Serranidae.
GUUCGUCUUCCUGUGUUUUUUCCCCCUGGUUUGAACGUAGCAGACACUGUUCGUCCAAUGAUAUGACUCCACAUGCAGCGCAGGGAAGAGGGGCAGCAGUGAGGCACUUUGAUAAAACCAGACUGUCAGCACCGUGUGGAGCCACAGAGAGCUGCGCCACGGUGAGAAACGGCACGGCACGGCACGGUACGGUAGCACAGAGGACUGGACCGGGUGAAUGCAGUCCUUAACACGGGACUCUGCUGCAGACACUUUUCCACCAUUUUCGGAGAUAAGAGGACGCUCAGAGUAAUCUUCACUCAGACAGGGAAGAGAAAUUUGGCUUGCAACAACAUUUUUUUCUCCGUAAUUCACGUGAAGAGAAUCUUAACGGGGCAGGGGGACACCUUAGUCAGUGGCUAACGAUAGCUAUCCGAGUGUGAAUGCACAUCUCUCAGUUGGCAAACUCCUAUUCAUUUCAAAGUGUUGACAGCUUUAAAGAGCCCGAAGGUACCUUUCGGCAGUAUUUUGUGUGAAGCUGAGCGGGAAGGAGCCGUCUGUCCAAUAUGGAGAACGCUCACACGAAGAGUGUGGAAGAAGUUUACAGUUAUUUCUGCGUCAAUGAAAGCACAGGACUUUCCCUGGACGAGGUGAAACGACAGAAGGAGAAAUGGGGCCUAAACGAGUUACCAGCAGAGGAAGGGAAAUCUUUGUGGGAGCUUGUCCUUGAACAGUUUGAAGAUCUACUUGUUCGAAUUCUUCUACUGGCAGCAUGUAUAUCUUUUGUCCUAGCAUGGUUUGAGGAGGGAGAAGAAACUAUCACAGCCUUUGUGGAGCCUUUUGUAAUUUUACUCAUUCUUAUAGCCAAUGCCAUCGUCGGUGUGUGGCAGGAACGCAAUGCUGAGGAUGCCAUUGAGGCACUUAAGGAGUAUGAGCCUGAGAUGGGGAAAGUGUACCGGCAGGACAGGAAGACCGUGCAGAGGAUCAAGGCCAGAGACAUUGUGCCUGGUGACAUCGUGGAGGUUGCUGUUGGAGACAAGGUGCCUGCUGACAUCCGGAUCUGUUCUAUCAAAUCAACAACUCUGAGGGUAGACCAGUCCAUUCUGACCGGUGAAUCUGUCUCUGUCAUCAAACACACCGACCCUGUGCCCGACCCCCGUGCUGUCAAUCAGGACAAGAAGAACAUGCUUUUCUCUGGUACCAACAUUGCAGCUGGGAAGGCCGUGGGUGUGGUUGUGGCCUCUGGUGUUAACACAGAGAUUGGUAAGAUUCGUGACGAGAUGGCGGCCACUGAGCAGGAGAAGACACCCCUGCAGCAGAAGCUGGAUGAGUUUGGCGAGCAGUUGUCCAAGGUCAUCUCCCUCAUCUGUAUCGCCGUGUGGAUCAUCAACAUCGGCCACUUUAACGACCCCGUCCAUGGAGGCUCCUGGAUCCGCGGGGCCGUCUACUACUUCAAGAUUGCUGUGGCGCUGGCUGUGGCUGCUAUCCCUGAAGGUCUUCCUGCUGUCAUCACCACCUGCCUGGCCCUGGGCACUCGCCGCAUGGCGAAGAAGAACGCCAUCGUCCGCAGCCUGCCAUCCGUGGAGACCCUGGGCUGCACCUCUGUCAUCUGCUCUGACAAGACAGGAACCUUGACCACCAACCAGAUGUCUGUCUGCAGAAUGUUCGUUAUCAACAAAGCUGAAGGUGACAGCUGCUCUCUGUCAGAGUUCACCAUCACUGGUUCUACCUACGCACCUGAGGGAGAAGUGUUCCAUGAUGGUAAACUAGUUAAAUCCUCCCAGUAUGAUGCCCUGGUUGAACUGGCUACCAUCUGUGCCCUGUGUAAUGACUCCUCACUGGACUUUAACGAGGCGAAAGGUGUGUAUGAGAAGGUCGGUGAGUCCACAGAGACCGCGCUGACCUGUCUGGUGGAGAAGAUGAACGUCUUCGACACUGAGGUCCACAGCCUCUCCAAGAUUGACAGAGCUAAUGCCUGCAACUCAGUGAUCAAGCAGCUGAUGAAGAAGGAGUUCACCCUGGAGUUCUCCAGAGACCGGAAGUCCAUGUCUGUCUUCUGCACCCCCAACAAGUCUCGUUCUUCCAUGGGCAAGAUGUUUGUCAAGGGAGCCCCGGAGGGAGUUAUUGAUAGGUGCACUCAUGUCAGAGUUGGCAACAGCAAAGUUCCCAUCAGCAAAGGUAUCAAAGAAAAGAUCAUGUCUGUGAUCCGUGAGUACGGGACAGGUCGUGACACCCUUAGGUGCCUGGCUCUGGCCACACGAGACAGCCCACCAAAAAUGGAGGACAUGAUACUGUCUGACACGGCCAAAUUCUCAGAGUAUGAGUCUGACCUGACCUUUGUCGGCUGUGUCGGCAUGCUGGACCCUCCCAGACAGGAGGUGGCUGCCUCUAUCAAGCUGUGCCGACAGGCUGGCAUCCGCGUCAUCAUGAUCACCGGAGACAACAAGGGCACAGCUGUGGCUAUCUGCCACCGCAUUGGCAUCCUGACCGAUGACGAUGAUGUGGAGCGCAUGGCCUUCACUGGACGAGAGUUUGAUGAACUCUCACCCUAUGAUCAGCGUGAGGCUGUGACUCAUGCUCGCUGUUUCGCCCGUGUCGAGCCUUCCCACAAGUCCAAGAUUGUUGAGUUCCUGCAAGGAUUUGACGAGAUCACUGCUAUGACGGGUGAUGGAGUGAACGAUGCCCCUGCCUUGAAGAAGGCAGAGAUUGGCAUCGCCAUGGGCUCUGGCACUGCCGUGGCCAAGUCAGCCUCUGAGAUGGUCCUCGCCGACGACAACUUUUCUUCCAUUGUGGCCGCAGUAGAAGAAGGCAGAGCUAUUUACAACAACAUGAAGCAGUUUAUCAGAUACCUUAUCUCUUCCAAUGUGGGGGAGGUUGUGUGCAUCUUCCUUACUGCGGCGCUGGGCUUCCCUGAGGCUCUGAUCCCAGUCCAGCUGCUCUGGGUCAACUUGGUGACUGAUGGCCUCCCUGCCACCGCCCUGGGCUUCAACCCACCAGACCUGGACAUCAUGGAGAAGCCUCCUCGUAAUGCUAAGGAGCCCCUCAUCUCCGGCUGGCUCUUCUUCAGAUACCUGGCCAUUGGAUGCUAUGUGGGUGCAGCCACGGUGGGAGCCGCUGCCUGGUGGUUUACUCUCUCUGACGAAGGACCUCAGGUCACUCUGUACCAGCUGAGCCACUUCCUCCAGUGCGCCCCAGACCACCCAGACUUUGACGGCCUGGACUGCGAAGUGUUUGAGUCGCCCUACCCAAUGACCAUGGCCCUGUCUGUGCUCGUUACCAUUGAAAUGUGCAAUGCUCUUAACAGUCUGUCAGAGAACCAGUCUCUCCUGCGGAUGCCUCCCUGGGAGAACAUUUGGCUCCUGGGGGCCAUCUGCCUCUCUAUGUCCCUCCACUUUCUCAUCCUCUAUGUGGAACCUCUGCCUGUCAUCUUCCAGAUCACCCCUCUGGAUACGACCCAGUGGAUGAUGGUGCUGAAGAUCUCCGUGCCCGUCAUCCUGCUGGACGAGCUGCUAAAGUUUUUGGCGAGGAACUACUUGGAAUUUGGUAAACAGCUGGAGAAGCCGGCCAGAAAGGGCUGCUCUCUGUCUGCAUGUGCCGAGGGCAUCUCCUGGCCCUUCGUGGCCAUCUCCCUGCCCCUGGUGCUGUGGAUCUACAGCACUGACACUAACGUGUCCGCCAUGUUUUGGCCCUGACUGACUCCAGCACACUACCCUCCCUGUGCACCAGUGUGAAGUGGACAUUAACACACACAUCUAACACAGUUACAUUAACUCGGAACAACUUACAGUCAACACUUGCACCUGCUCUGACGCUCUGUCUGCUGUCAGAUCUUUUGUAUUUAGGACAUUUUCACCGAUACAUAUUUUUGGGCGGGGGGUUGGGGCUUAGUCAUAUUUUACUGACUUUGACUGACAUUAUGUCCAUGUGUUUUAUUUUACCAUCACGCGUUUCUCUCUUGAUCCCCUGUGCUGAACGUAUAGAGAUGCCCACCGUGUCGGAGCUAUGUGUUGAACUGUACAGAGAAUUUACACUAUUUUAUGAUAAUUAAUAUUUUGUAAUUUUUGGGAGGGGCUGUGGGGUCAAGAAUGCUGGGUGUGAAGAGGAUGAUCUAAGGACCGUAUAGUACAAUACUAAUUUUGGGGCAAAGACUUGAAUGUAUUUGCCCUAGCAUGAAUCUCUGUUGUCAUUUUUUGAGCUCCAUGCGUCGUCGUUCAUUCUUUUCUGCAUUAGGCAGAGCACAGCUACCUCAAUGCUGUUAAUAUGAUCAUUACUACCCAUUUGUCUUAACAGUCAUUUCAUAGAUUAGCAUUUGAAGUGUUGAGGUAAGCACCAUUUUGUUUUGCAGUAGAGACAAAACCCUCACACAUUUUUAUGUUGUUUUU